CCGCGAGGCUGGAAACCAACACGAACGAAAGAGAGAGACACCUGAGGCACUGAAGAGUCCACUUACACCAACAACUCAAGCUCAGAAGCAGAAUAUCACAAGUUACCCAUCAAAUAAGAGAAUAUAACGCUUGAAAAUGAUGAAUCAGAUCGAGCUUUCCGUUCCAUAUGAUAAUGGAUAUGAACCGGACGACUACAUGAUGCAGGAGGAAGAAUGGGACCGGGAUUUACUACUGGAUCCAGCAUGGGAAAAACAGCAACGGAAGACGUUCACGGCCUGGUGUAACUCUCACCUGAGGAAAGCUGGGACACAGAUUGAGAACAUAGAGGAAGACUUCAGGAAUGGCCUCAAACUAAUGCUGCUGCUUGAAGUCAUCUCAGGUGAGAGGUUACCCAAGCCUGACAGAGGAAAGAUGCGUUUUCACAAGAUAGCCAAUGUCAACAAAGCCCUUGAUUUCAUCACCAGUAAAGGAGUGAAACUGGUCUCCAUUGGAGCUGAAGAAAUUGUGGAUGGAAAUGUGAAAAUGACUCUUGGAAUGAUCUGGACCAUCAUCCUUCGCUUCGCUAUUCAGGAUAUCACUGUUGAAGAGACUUCGGCUAAAGAAGGGCUUCUGCUGUGGUGUCAGAGGAAGACUGCCCCUUACAGGAAUGUCAAUGUUCAAAACUUUCAUGUCAGCUGGAAGGAUGGCUUGGCGCUGUGCGCUCUCAUCCACAGGCACAGGCCUGACCUCAUUGACUACGCCAAACUCAACAAGGAUGAUCCAUUGGGUAAUCUGAAUUUGGCAUUUGACAUUGCUGAAAAACAUCUGGACAUCCCCAAAAUGCUGGAUGCAGAGGACAUCCUGAACACCCCAAAGCCUGAUGAGAGAGCUAUUAUGACAUAUGUGUCUUGCUUCUACCAUGCCUUUGCUGGAGCUGAACAGGCUGAAACUGCUGCUAACAGGAUCUGUAAGGUGCUGGGAGUGAAUCAGGAAAAUGAGAAGUUGAUGGAGGAUUAUGAAAGACUGGCUAGUGAGCUGUUGGAGUGGAUCAGGCGUACCAUUCCCUGGCUGGAGAAUCGUGUGCCGGAGAAGACCAUGUCGGAGAUGCAGCGGAAGCUGGAGGAUUUCCGAGAUUACCGCAGGAUGCACAAACCUCCCAAAGUGCAGGAGAAGUGUCAACUGGAGAUCAGCUUCAACACCCUGCAGACUAAACUCCGCAUCAGCAACCGACCUGCAUUUAUGCCCUCUGAGGGCAAGAUGGUUUCGGACAUAGCAAGUGCAUGGCAGGGGCUGGAACAGGCAGAGAAGGGCUAUGAGGAAUGGCUGCUGACGGAAAUCAGGAGACUGGAAAGAUUGGACCAUCUAGCAGAGAAAUUUAGACAGAAAGCUACCAACCAUGAGACCUGGGCUGCAGGUAAGGAGGGGAUGCUGACCGGGAAGGACUAUGAGUCAGUAUCUUUAAUGGAGGUCCGAGCUUUGCUGAGGAAACACGAGGCAUUUGAGAGUGACCUUUCUGCCCAUCAGGACAGAGUCGAGCAGAUUGCUGCUAUUGCUCAGGAGCUCAAUGAGCUGGACUAUCAUGAUGUUGCAUCAGUGAAUCAAAGGUGUCAAAGUAUUUGUGACCUCUGGGACCAACUGGGUACACUCACUCAGAAACGCAGAGAGGCUUUGGAGAGGACAGAGAAACUUUUGGAGACGGUGGAGCAGUUGUUUCUGGAAUACGCAAAGAGAUCUGGUCCCUUUAAUAACUGGAUGGAGGGAGCCAUGGAAGACUUACAGGAUAUGUUCAUAGUGCACACCAUUGAAGAGGUCCAGACUCUGAUAGCUGCUCACGAGCAGUUUAAGGCCACACUUCCUGAGGCGGAUGCAGAAAGGCAGGCGAUCCUUGGCAUUCAGCAGGAAGUCCUGAAGAUCUUCCAGAAUUAUGGCAUUCGUGGAGACCUCACUAACCCCUACAGCACCAUAACUACAGAAGAGAUUGCCAUCAAGUGGGACAAGGUGAAGAAGCUGGUUCCCCAGCGUGACAGUGCACUGCAGGAGGAGUUAGCGCGACAGCAUGCUAAUGAAAGGCUCAGACGCCAAUUUGCUGCCCAAGCCAACCUCAUCGGACCCUGGAUACAGGCCAGGAUGGAGGAAAUUGGUCGUUGUUCUAUGGCUAUGGGUGGGACUCUUGAGGACCAGAUGACGCAGCUGAAGCAGUAUGAGCAUGUGAUCGUCAGCUAUAAACCCAACAUCGACAGACUGGAGGGAGAUCACCAACUCAUCCAGGAGUUACUUAUCUUUGACAACAAACAUACUAACUACACUAUGGAGCAUAUUCGUGUUGGCUGGGAGCUCCUUUUGACUACGAUUGCUCGCACUAUUAACGAAAUUGAGACUCAAAUUCUGACACGUGAUGCAAAGGGCAUCAGCCAGGAGCAGAUGAAUGAAUUCCGAUCCUCUUUCAACCAUUUUGAUCGGGAGGAGAGGGGUAAACUCAGGACUGAUGAGCUUAAAGCAUGCCUGAUCAGCUUUGGGCAUUUAGGAAGUGACAAACAGGGUGAGGUGGAGUUUGCCCGGAUCAUGAUGCUGGUUGAUCCAAACACUUCAGGUGUUGUGUCAUUCCAGUCUUUCAUUGACUUCAUGACAAGAGAGACAGCGGACACAGACACAGCUGAACAGGUCAUUGCUUCCUUCAGGAUCCUCGCUGCAGACAAGCCAUAUAUUUUGGCAGAUGAGUUGAGGCGAGAACUUCCUCCAGACCAGGCAGAGCACUGCAUCAGCAGGAUGCCCCCAUACACCGGCCCCGGGGCCCUGCCUGGAGCCCUGGACUACACUGCCUUCUCCACGGCCCUCUACGGAGAGAGUGACCUUUAACUCUCUCAACAUCUCUGACCUUUUUCAAUCCCAUCACACUUGUAAACCAAGUAAAUUCUUUAUUCAUCAGCCUCACGAAAUUGAGACAUGGCAAAUAAACAAAAUGAGCACAACUUCAGUUUUUUAGUCUCAGUUGAUGUAUGUUGCUAGAUGAUUGAUAUGAAAUGUUUAAGUCAAUACACAUGUAAUGCAGUCUGGAAAUGAAAAGAAUGCAAUUAAGAAAGUUAAAUUUUUUUUAUCUGUAACAGUCCAAAGUAGUUGUGAAUUUUAGAUUCACUUUCUCAUGAAUUGUUGAAUCCAUGGCAUGGGACACUAUUUUACUGUCUUUCAUGUAGGCUAUGUAUAAUAGAGAAAAUUUACAAAGACUUUGUCACUUGAAUUACAACCAAAUCAGUAGUUAAGUUGCACUAAAUUCAGAAUUCAGUACUUUUAAGUACAUUAUAGGUUUUUUUUGCAUUUUACUCUGAUCUUUUCCAAUCGCACUUUUCCAGAAUGAAAUCUAUUUUGUGUGGUAGUGUUAAACGCACAGUAUGUAAGAUUUUGCACAUUUGAAUUAUCUCCAAAUGAGAAAGAUUCACCUAACCAUUGUGCUUUUCUUGUUUUUCCUCUGGCACUGUAGUGUCCCUGGUUAAAAAAGCAACAUGAAUAGUAGCUCAACUCAAUUCUCCACAACAUAAUCACCUAAAAACCUAACAGUGCAUAAUUUUAUAUACAGUAACAGUUUAGAUAAGGUAGGAAGAGGUGACUUUGUCAUUCUCACUAGUGAGUCAGAUAAUUAAGAGCACCAUUGGCUGAUUUGGUUGUACAUGACAUUUUGAAUAUUGCGAAUGCUUGGAACAUUUUCUUAAGUUUGGUGAUUACAUGAAGUAUCAAUCUAUGUACUACUACAGGGCUUGUCACAUAAAGAAAGCAAAAAACAGAAAUUAUUAUGAUAUAAUACUAAAUUUACAGUUGUGGGUAAAAGUAUGUGAACGACAGACAAACACCGCCUGCUUAACACACCAUUGUCUGUAUUAAACACAGCAUGCAAACCAUUCACAGUGAAGAGUGAAAAAGUAUGUGAAUCCCAGAAUAUCAAUCAAGCUUUCACGAAUACAACAAAUUUCUCACUAAAAAGUCACACUAGUUCAGUGUACAAUGACAGUGCAUUUGAGUGAUUUUUGGUCAAUUUGUUAACCUAUCAAAAUAGUUUUAAGGGGAGACACUGCAGGCAAAAACA
This is a messenger RNA of Sinocyclocheilus rhinocerous, 4055 nucleotides long. Its product is annotated as alpha-actinin-2-like. The coding region runs from base 137 to 2836 and encodes 899 amino acids. The record is from RefSeq and is a predicted model, not a curated record. NCBI's taxonomy places the organism in Eukaryota, Metazoa, Chordata, Actinopteri, Cypriniformes, Cyprinidae. The transcript is spliced from 21 exons. Gene Ontology annotation, molecular function: calcium ion binding; protein binding.